Acanthopagrus latus (yellowfin seabream) is the source of this 3762-nucleotide messenger RNA. It is a transcript of the gene eif4g2a, whose product is annotated as eukaryotic translation initiation factor 4, gamma 2a. Gene Ontology annotation, molecular function: mRNA binding; translation initiation factor activity; protein binding. Gene Ontology annotation, cellular component: eukaryotic translation initiation factor 4F complex. The record is from RefSeq and is a predicted model, not a curated record. The transcript is spliced from 19 exons. The coding region runs from base 600 to 2675 and encodes 691 amino acids. Lineage: Eukaryota; Metazoa; Chordata; Actinopteri; Spariformes; Sparidae.
CUCUUUCCCGUCCUUCUCCUAGUACAUCUUUCUUUACAGAUAUAAUUUGUCAAGCCGCCAAAGUGGAGAGUGUCGUUGCACCAGGGGGUCCUUCUCGUUUCAGCGAGUUCCUGGGGAAAACCCCAGGUCCUGGCGUUCAGAGAUGGGUACCUUCUCGACGCAUUAGAAGAGAUGCAAACUCCUACAACGAGAAAGGGCAUAAGGAUGCAAUCUUCAGGAAAGUGAGAGGCAUACUUAAUAAGCUGACUCCUGAGAAGUUUGACAAACUAUGCCUGGAGCUCCUCAAUGUUGGCAUAGAGUCAAAACUUGUCUUGAAAGGAAUCAUCUUGUUGAUUGUUGACAAAGCCCUUGAAGAGCCCAAGUAUAGCCAGUUAUACGCUCAGCUAUGUCUACGCUUGGCAGAGGAUGCACCAAACUUUGAAGAGCCAUCAUCAGAAAAUCCAACAACACAAAAGCAGAAUACUACCUUCAGACGGCUUCUGAUUUCUAAGCUUCAAGAUGAGUUUGAGAACCGUGCCAGAAAUGUUGAACUCUUCGACAAAGAUGACGGCCCACUCACCUCUGACGAGGAGGAGCAGCGUGCUAUUGCAAAGAUCAAGAUGCUUGGCAACAUCAAAUUCAUCGGUGAACUUGGCAAACUCAACCUCAUCCACGAAUCUAUCCUUCAUAAGUGCAUCAAAACACUGUUGGAUAAGAAGAAGAGAGUCCAACUCAAGGAUAUGGGUGAAGAUUUGGAAUGCCUCUGUCAGAUAAUGAAAACAGUGGGACCUAAACUUGAUCAUGCAAAGGCCAGGUCUUUGAUGGAUCAGUACUUUGGCCGCAUGCAGUCCUUAACGAUCAACAAGGAGCUGCCAGCAAGGAUUCGUUUCCUGCUGCAGAAUACAGUGGAGCUGCGUGCGAACCACUGGUCGCCACGUAAAGCUCACGUUGACAACGGACCGAAAACGAUCAACCAGGUUCGUCAGGAUGCAGUCAAGGAUUUAGGUGUUUUUAUUCCACCUUCAUCUGAUGCAAUGAGAAAUGACUUCUUCAUGGAGAACUCCUAUCUGCCAACAAAGAUCAAGUUUGACAGGGAACCUCUUGGUGGACUGGCUGAUAUGUUUGGACAGAUGCCUGGAAUCAGCAUAGGUACAGGUCCAGGGGUCAUUCAGGACCACUAUUCCCCAACCAUGGGACGUCAUCGCACAACCCCGCACUACAAUGGCCAUGCUGUAAACGGCAACAGUUCACACCAGCCUCAGUUUGAAGCAGGAAGCAAACCAUACAUAAAACCAAGCCAGGGGCAGAAUUCACCAGUUUUCAGCCAUAAACAGAAUCACACCGCGCAGCUGCAGAUGCAGUCUAAGGAUAUGGCUCCACGUUUCAGCAAGAAGGGGAAGCUCAAUGCUGAUGAGGUCAGUCUGAGGCCAGCACAGUCCUUCAUCUUGAAUAAAAAACAAGUGCAGAAGCCACCAAUGACUAUGAUUCCUGCCCAAGGUUCACCACUAGGACAGUCUCCACAGCUUGGCCUGAAAAUCAACCCUCCUCCUAUUCAGGAAAAACCUGCCAAGUCGACUAAGAAAGCCCCACCUACAAAGGAAGAGUUGCAGAAAAUGACCGAGACUUUGGUGGUAGAUUACCUGAACAGCAAGAACACCGAAGAGGCAGUGAAUGCUGUGAGGGAGAUGAGGGCUCCAAAGCACUUCUUGUCUGAGAUGCUGAACAAGAUUGUGGUGUAUUCCCUUGACCGUUCAGAUGAGGACAAGGAACAUGCAAGCACCCUGGUCCAUGCACUCUGCACAGAGGGCAUUGUCACUGGAGAAAACCUAAUGCAGGCUUUUUUGGGUGUUCUGGACCAGUGUCCCAAGAUUGAGGAAGAAAUCCCGCUGGUCAAGUCCUACCUGGCACAGUUUGCAGCUCGCGCCAUCAUUGUAGACCUGGUCAGCAUCACCGAUUUGGCCCACCCGCUGGAGAAUGGUGCACAUUUUCCACUGUUCCUGCUCUGUCUGCAGCAGCUGGUCAAACUGAAGGAUCGUGAGUGGCUGGGUGAUCUGUUCCAGCAGAGCAAGGUCAACAUGCUGAAGAUGCUACCUGAAUGCGACCAGAACAAAGACAGAAUGCUGGAGAUUCUUGAGGGGAAAGGUCUCAGCUUUUUGUUCCCACUCAUGAAACUGGAGAAGGAGCUGCUGAAGCAGAUCAAAGUAGAUCCCUCUCCACAGUCCAUCUACAAGUGGAUCAAAGACAACAUCUCCCCUAAACUCCACACUGACAAGGGCUUUGUCAACAUCCUCAUGACAAGUUUCCUGCAGUACAUUGCUUAUGAGAUCAACCCUGACGAUGAUGAAGAGCAGCAUUCAUCCCCCAGUAAAGAGCAGCUGGAUGAGGAGAAGCAACUCCUGCUGUCUUUCAAGCCGGUGAUGCAGAAGUUUCUGCACGAUCACAUCGACCUGCAAGUCAGUGCCAUGUACGCCCUGCAGGUCCACUGCAACGCGAAGGGUUUCCCCAAAGGCAUGUUGCUUCGCUACUUUGUGAACUUUUAUGACAUGGAAAUAAUCGAAGAAGAAGGCUUCCUUUCUUGGAAAGAAGAUGUCAACCAAGAGUAUCCAGGGAAGGGGAAAGCAUUAUUUCAGGUGAACCAGUGGCUGACCUGGCUGGAGACUGCAGAGGAAGAGGAGUCUGAAGAUGAAGAUUACUGAGGAACAGGCCAAAGCCAUGUGUUAUCAGGAUGCAAUGAAAGAUUUAUUUUUUACUUCAUACAAUUUUCUUCUUUUUUUGUCUUCAUGCCCUUCCCUCAACUCCUCCCCUCUAGUCUUGUUUAUCCCCUCCAACCACUGUUACAAUUCAUUCUGCUAUGUUUAACCAGAUCAAGCCAGCCUCACUACCAUCUUAUUGUAUUUAUGCUUUUCUCUCUGAUUUUCAAUCUCCUUUGAUGUCCUAUAGCAGAUGUUUUAAUACAUUUCAAUCAUCGUGGGUAAUGUUUUUUUUCUUUUUAACAGUAGGUAAUGUGCAGGAAACCACCAGCACCAGAACCUGACCCAUUUAUCACCUUUUACAUGUGGUCAGUCACCAAGUGCUGCCAUAACUAUUAACUUAAACUGUUUACAAAAGAGAAAAGCCUCCAUCAAAGCAGAGUCUUUUCUCAUUUUUAUCUGCUUUUGUUAAUCAGUUUUUAGAUGCACUUUGCUCAACAUCAUGAGUCGUUGCAAUAGUAAAAUACACUCUUUGAUUUCUAGAAACAAUCCUAAGUUGCAGUUUUCAGCUGCUUUGAUUUAAUAAUGGUUUCCUUGUGCUUGACAGCUGACCAUUUUGUCUGAGAAUUCAUAACAAUCUGGAUUUGAUAUCUAACAGCAGUGGUUUUUGUUUGUGCAGUGUGAUUCCAGUAACCCAUUUUUUAACAAAUCAAGAGCUUUUUUUUUUUUUUUUUUAAGUGUACAAAACGCUUGUGCUGUUAGGAAUGAAUCUGCGUGGCCUUUUUUUUUUUUUUUAAUUUAUCAAUUCAUAUGGAUAUACCUCUAAUGUAUCUCGGACUAUACUUGAAUGUCUCGAUUUUAACUUUGAGACAGCCAAAGCUUAGUUUCCUGUGCUACAGUCGUUCACCACCAUGUGUGGAAAAUUUUACGUCGGUUUGCCAUAUUUGUCAAGUUUUUAAAUGGUCUUUUUAUCUUCAUGAAAUUAUAAAGAAUGCACUGUGUGUACACUUAAACCUUCUUUCAGAGUGUCAGCACAAGAAGUUGAGUGUACAACUACAGAUCAACCUUGAAUAAAGUUUAACAAUUCAUUUUG